GCAAGGAUUCACUCUUUAUUUACCUGCUGGAGAAUCUAGCGGACCCGGUUUUAGAAUGGAACCUCCAAUAUUCAUCCGUAGUUUUCCAUAAUAACCAGGAUUAUUAAAUUAUAUGUCCCACAUCCACGCAGGUCAUGAACACAAACGGGCCUGUGACCCAGCCAAUGUUGGUCAAUUUGCCAAAUAUUGGUAAAAGACGGUCAGGAGAGAUCAAUUGUUCAGAGUUUUUCCAAGUGAUUCUCAUCCCUCCACGUGAACUAGGCUAUCAAAGAACAUCCGAUAUUGGACAUGUCAACUCCGUGGAGAAGAAGCCAGUCAGGAAUAAAAAUGGGAAAGAAAUUUCAGUCUGGAAACGUUCCCAUAUUGUUUUAGGAAUCAUAGCAGUUGCAUUUCUACUCGUAAUAUUAACGGUUUACCUUUCUUUUAAGAUGAAAAAUGUUGAAAAUGUACCAAAAGCGCCAUCCCACGGAUGCAAUUUAGCAUAUGAAAGUUCUCGGAACUCUAACCAUGUCAGACUUAAUAUGAAAUCGGCCAACUGGAAUUUUUGUCGAUAUAGCGAAAAUUCCUUAAUUAUUGAUGACAACGUGGUGAAAAUUGUUGUAAAUUCUGCUAAAAUUGUGUGUCCCGAGAAUGUAAAAAUUUUGCAAGUUUAUCCCAAUUCCUUACAGCCAAGUCAUUAUACCGCCUUAUUUGAUAAAUUUCCUUCAAUCAGGACAAUUUCAUUUAUUGCAAAAAACGGAUGUGGCCAAUUUAUGAGUUUAGGGAGGAAAACUGGGAUCAUACUUAGACAUGUGACGAAUCUAAAAUUUGUCGAGUUUGAAAAUUGCCCCAGAGUUUAUCAAGAAAUUCAGGAAAUAUUUGAAUUCCCCUGUUUACAAGAGAUUGAGUUUGAAUGCAAUAAGUUUACAAGCGAGGAUCUAGGAAUAAUUAGAAAUUUUAGCGUUAUUUCAAGUUCUUUAGGUGUAGUUAAAUGUGCUAAUGAAGUAUCGUGUGGAGAUGCCAUGGAUAUAUUUCAAAAUAGUGAAUUUAUUAUAAAAAAUGAUCGAUGUGAAUGUUAUUGAUAAAAUUACUGGAUAUGUUUUUAAAGAAAAAAGUUAGUAUUAAUUUUUGUUCAUAUGCAAAUAAAGUUGAAUAUACCUUGCGGUAAAAAUUCUUGACAAAGUUUUAAGACAAAUAGUGUACAUAUAUGUACAUAGCCUCGAUAUUAAAAUAGCUUAAUAAUUGAAAACAGACUGAUCUAAUUUUAACCAGAAGGGAAUAUAUGUAGCUUGAUUUGGAAAUUUCAACCAAUCUUGUAAAUUAAAAUUGCUAUGGUAUUAAUAUUUGCAUGUAUAUACCUAGGAAGUAGUACAUAUUUUCUUACAGCUCAUUUUGGCGGAGGGGUAUAUGUAUUUAUAUGUAUGUGGAGUAGAAGGAAUGAUCGCAUACUAUGUACAUAAGUAUCUACCUUAUCAAGUCAUCACAUUUACAAUUUGUAAAUUACAAAUACAUAUUUACUAAUAAAUAACAUGACGUAACUCUAUGGGUUAUAUGAAGCCUGCAAGAAUUGAGAGA
This is a messenger RNA of Folsomia candida, 1554 nucleotides long. RefSeq lists its product as uncharacterized. The record is from RefSeq and is a predicted model, not a curated record. The transcript is spliced from 2 exons. NCBI's taxonomy places the organism in Eukaryota, Metazoa, Arthropoda, Collembola, Entomobryomorpha, Isotomidae. Bases 135 to 1061 code for a protein of 308 amino acids.